AUGUCUGCUGAAGUUCCUACUUUUAAGCUAGUUUUAGUCGGUGACGGUGGUACCGGUAAGACCACAUUCGUCAAGAGACACUUGACAGGUGAAUUCGAAAAGAAAUAUAUUGCCACCAUCGGUGUUGAAGUUCAUCCAUUGUCAUUUUACACAAACUUCGGUGAAAUUAAAUUUGACGUCUGGGAUACCGCAGGUCAAGAAAAAUUUGGUGGUUUGAGAGAUGGUUACUAUAUCAACGCUCAAUGUGGUAUUAUCAUGUUUGAUGUCACUUCAAGAAUUACUUAUAAAAACGUUCCAAACUGGCACAGAGAUUUAGUUCGUGUUUGUGAAAACAUUCCAAUCGUUCUAUGUGGUAACAAGGUUGAUGUUAAAGAAAGAAAGGUCAAGGCCAAGACAAUUACUUUCCACAGAAAGAAGAACUUGCAAUACUACGAUAUCUCUGCUAAAUCUAACUACAACUUCGAAAAGCCUUUCUUGUGGUUAGCAAGAAAACUAGCAGGUAACCCACAGUUGGAAUUCGUUGCAUCUCCUGCAUUGGCUCCACCAGAAGUCCAAGUCGACGAAAACUUGAUGCACCAAUACCAACAAGAAAUGGAGCAAGCUACAGCAUUGCCCCUACCAGACGAAGACGAUGCAGAUUUGUAG
Molecule: messenger RNA, 645 nt
Organism: Zygosaccharomyces rouxii
Lineage: Eukaryota; Fungi; Ascomycota; Saccharomycetes; Saccharomycetales; Saccharomycetaceae
Gene: GSP1
Product: Ran GTPase GSP1
Exons: 1
Coding region: 1-645 (214 amino acids)
Biological process (GO): ribosomal subunit export from nucleus; protein import into nucleus
Cellular component (GO): cytoplasm; nucleus
Molecular function (GO): GTP binding; GTPase activity
Source: RefSeq, a predicted model, not a curated record